UAAUGAAUGUUAUAACAAUUGAAGACUAUAAGAGCACAUAUUGGCCAAAGUUGGACAGUGCCAUAGAUCAGCUUUUAACUCAGAGUCCUGGUGACUACAUCCCUAUCUCCUAUGAACAAAUAUACAGUUGUGUGUAUAAGUGUGUAUGCCAGCAGCAUUCGGAACAGAUGUAUAGUGACCUAAUAAAAAAGAUAACUAACCACUUAGAGAGAGUCUCAAAGGAGCUGCAGGCCAGCCCUCCAGAUCUCUAUAUUGAAAGAUUUAACGUAGCUCUUGGACAGUAUAUGGGAGCAUUGCAGAGCAUUGUGCCUCUUUUCAUAUAUAUGAAUAAAUUUUACAUAGAAACCAAGCUUAACAGAGACUUAAAAGAUGACCUUAUAAAGCUGUUUACGGAACAUGUUGCAGAAAAGCACAUUUACAACCUAAUGCCUUUACUUUUGGAAGCUCAGUCAACGCCGUUUCAAAUAACUCCCUCAACCAUGGCAAAUAUUGUGAAAGGCCUGUAUACACUACGACCAGAAUGGGUACAGAUGGCACCAGCUUUAUUUUCUAAAUUCAUCCCAAAUAUUCUACCCCCUGCUGUGGAAUCUGAGCUUCAGGAAUAUGCUGCUCAAGACCAGAAACUUCAAAGAGAGCUUAUGCAGAAUGGAUUUACUAGAGGUGACCAGUCACGCAAGAGAGCUGGAGAAGAGUUAACUUACAAUGGCUCAUCAGCUUGUGCAAGCUCCAGGGGGUACAGAUAGUGAAUAUACUGGAUCAGCUUCUAUUCCUACCCAGAACAGACACUGGAGGAGCGCAGGUGGUAUCCGGAGCCUCCUUUGGCAACUGCUGAUACUCGAGCUCUGACACGAACUAUGCCUCAAAGAAGAGUUUUGGACUUUCUUCUUUAUAUAAUAAAAUGUCAGUUGCUGCUACAAUUGGGAUGACUUUGAAAGACAUGAUUCCUUGGUCUAGCCUCUCAACAAGUUCAUGUUCUGCCAUUUUUGUGAGGAAUGCACCUUGAAAAACAAUCUUUUCAAAGUGGAAAUGGGCAGCCGAACUCAGCAGCUUCCAAAAGCGUUAGAAUGGAAGAAUCUUUUUUGCACUCUUUUCUUAAUAUUAAGGACAUUCUUAAAACUAGUUAACACGUCAGUGUAUUAGUUUUUAAACUUCAAGGUAUUUUCUGGAGCUUUUACUUAAAUAAUAAGAAUAAAGUUUCAUUAUUUUGCA
Molecule: messenger RNA, 1209 nt
Organism: Balearica regulorum gibbericeps (East African grey crowned-crane)
Lineage: Eukaryota; Metazoa; Chordata; Aves; Gruiformes; Gruidae
Source: RefSeq, a predicted model, not a curated record